Messenger RNA from Gregarina niphandrodes, 465 nucleotides. RefSeq lists its product as hypothetical. The transcript has 2 exons. Lineage: Eukaryota; Apicomplexa; Conoidasida; Eugregarinorida; Gregarinidae. Bases 1 to 465 code for a protein of 154 amino acids. The record is from RefSeq and is a predicted model, not a curated record.
AUGAACUAUCUAACAGCUCUCUUCCGGGUGAGUAUUGCCAAAGCAACUAUAGCAGCAGUUACAACGAAGAAUAUCACGAGAUUUUAUUUGGAUACUUUACAACACGGUAAGUCGGUCGCUCACUUCUGGCUCUAUGUUUUGUUAGAGUUGCAGACUCAAUUCUUGUCUAAGACAAAGCUUCACCAGCUCAAUGGAAAGUCGGAGAAACAAAGCAGGCACUUCGGACUUCCUCAGAUUCUGACGAGCGAGGAAGCACUAGCCAUAAUAGGUCUACAAUCAAUGGAAAAUAUUACGAAGGAAGAUUUGUCAAAACGAUAUCGAGAUUUAAUGAUCGCAAACCAGCCUUCACCGCCAAAGUAUGACGGUUCGCCCUAUAUUCAGACCAAAAUUCAUUAUGCCUGGCGCGUUCUCAAGCGUAAAAUUGGCAACUCCAAAAAUGAUGCACACGCGUGUGCAGCGGAAUGA